Molecule: messenger RNA, 8262 nt
Organism: Dicentrarchus labrax (European seabass)
Lineage: Eukaryota; Metazoa; Chordata; Actinopteri; Moronidae
Gene: chrm3b
Product: cholinergic receptor, muscarinic 3b
Exons: 6
Coding region: 2216-4018 (600 amino acids)
Biological process (GO): chemical synaptic transmission; regulation of vascular associated smooth muscle contraction; G protein-coupled receptor signaling pathway, coupled to cyclic nucleotide second messenger
Cellular component (GO): plasma membrane; dendrite; synapse
Molecular function (GO): G protein-coupled acetylcholine receptor activity; G protein-coupled serotonin receptor activity
Source: RefSeq, a predicted model, not a curated record
UUUAUUGCAGGGCUGUUGUCUACGGCUCAUUAUUUUUUUUUUUACUUUUUAAAAAUGUGGGGAAUUAUCUGUUAAAGAAAGAUAAAAAAAGAAAUAAAUCAGCACUAAAGCACUAAAACAAUAAACUGCAGGUCCCAAGACUUGUGCGCACUGGAAGGAUGUAAAUUGAAGCAACAAAUUAAGUUGAUAAGUAGAUUUACAGUGAGUUUUUACAAAACAACAUUAUGGCAAGUGUGGCCUUUGAAGAAAUUUCUCAGUUGUUACUUACAGUAAAACAAUGUGCGGCGAGAGUGGAAUACACACAUAAUUGGAGCGGAUGGCAAUGGUCAGAAAUCCACUGGGAGCAGGAUUGAGAAAUUGGUCCUGAACAUGGCCCUGACACAAAGCAAGGAGUUUAAUGAGCAGUACUGAGUCAAGCACAGAGUGCUUUGCACACCUUUUCUUACCUUUGUUUCCCCUUUCAGGCUACAUAGUGUUCAGGCUAACCUACACUUUUAGUGAAGGUCAUGAUUCAUAAGCUGCAAACAGUACCUGUUUGCACUAUGACCAUAGGUGCACAGACAAAAAUCAGCUUGAUUACUUGUGAUAAUGAAGAAAAAGUAUGAAACUGAUUAUUAUGAGGCAGGAUCUUAAGGUAUUAGUAAUGCCUUUUUUUAUAUAAUUUUACAGUUAUAGAUGUUGUUACCUUAUUGGAACAGCCACAUCAAAAGGGGAAUGAACUGUUCCAGUUUAACUAGUGCUGAAUUAACUGGUGAUAUGUGCAUGUCUGAGACUGUUUGACAUGCAAUCUCUGAAAGUGAGGACUAUAGGUGACAGUGUUGAUGCAUGUUCAAUACAUUGCAAACCUCAAUAAAAUAUUAUUAAUAUAAAGUUAAUAAUCUGAUUUCAAGUCAAUUUGAGAAAUGUUUAUACUUUAUAAAGUAUUUACUUAUAUUAUAUGUUGACACACAGCUAGAACUGUGUAUUGUAUAUUUGUUGUGUCCGUUUGUCUCUGACAGUGUGGUUUGUGUGUAUAUUAUUUUGCUUCUUGCUUCGUAUGUAUCUUCUUGUUGUAUUUGUUUGUGUGUGAAGAGGUGAGGGUAAGUAGGUAGAAAGUCAAAGUUGAGCGAGAGGUAGGUGCAGAGAGACAUCUGCAGACACAAAAGAAAUAGGUUAGAGCACCUGCCAAAGUUGUGUCCAUUGCAGAGGAAUCAAAUGCUAUGUUUGGAGUUUGCUUCCAGCUAUUUAGGUAGACAAGGUGGAGAGGCGAAAAACCCACAGUGCCAUCAUUACAAUUGGCCUGCUAUGGAGAAUGACAUUGGCAAGUAGGUGAGAUUGUAUCUUCAAAAUAAUGAAGGACAACACAUUAAGUGGACACAUAGCAGUGUAAUGUUUAUUUUUGCAGUGAUGUAGAAAGUCUAUCUGUGUCUCUGUCAGCUGUCCUGUACGAUUUCCUGCCGAUAUGCCUUCUGAUACUGUAUACUCACAGGGUUUUCAAUAUGGGGAUUUACACAAAUAUAUUUGUCAUUAUUUCAAAAUAAUUUUGGUUUGUUUAGAUUGCUCAUUGUCCACAGUGGAAGUCAGGGGGAGCAAGUAUUAAACAAAAGAGAGUGUGUAAUCCAAUAGAGGUUAAGGAAACUGGUAAACAUUAUUAGCUUUCAAACACAUCAACAGUAAUGUAAUGCUCAUGUCUUUUUUCUCCCAGGUAACAGAGCCUCUUAAACUUUGUGGGAUGGACCUGGAGGAUAAACUCAUAACAUAUGGUGGCAACCAGGACAUACGUAUGUGUCAUAGUUGAUUAUUUCACCAACUGAAUGAGAGGCCUACCAACUUAAGAGCAAAGCAGCAGAUGAGGUCACCAAUUGCAUUGGUUUCUUUUACAAAUUGGUGCACCUAAAAGACUGCUAACUGACCAAUACAUAGAAUUUUGUAUGUAAUUGUUGGUGUGCUGACUUGCUUCAUGUUUUUCCAACUGAUCAUUUCAAAGUCAAUUAAAGACCUGUGUUGAAGGGGAACUUGGCAACUCUAGCCAUUUCUUCUCUGGUUUUCACUUUUGUCGUUGCAUGUUUUCUCAAUAAGCUCCCCCUCCAGCUCUGGGACGUAUAUUUCAAAACACUGUCGUAAAAAAACUCACUUGCGGCACCCUCCUCCCCCUUUCUACCGCUGCUGAUGUGCAUUUGUUGCCGGGCAACUUUUUCGUGUGGAGCAAUAUCUACCGAGAUGUCCAUUGGUCAUCAUGAACCUGACCUCCAGCUCUGCUUCUAUCCACUUCCUUAGCAACAGUUCUCCUGUUAUGAGAGACCAGCCUGACACCACCAUCAUAGCUGAGCCUUCCAUUUUAGGUGGCUCGUACCAGGAGUUGCCCACAGUAUCUUACAGUGGGUGGAAGCAACAUAAUAUCUCAAGGGAGGGAGGAAACUUCACUGCUUCACCAGUUAAUAGGACAUUUAUACUCCCUGCAAAGGACUUUGACCCAUUAGGAGGACAUACUAUCUGGCAGGUUAUCGUAAUUGUCUUCCUCACCGGAUCACUCUCUCUUGUUACUGUUGUUGGCAACAUCCUAGUGUUGCUGUCAUUCAAGAUCAAUAAGGCACUGAAGACAGUGAACAACUACUACCUGCUUAGUCUAGCAUUUGCUGACCUGACCAUUGGCACACUGUCAAUGAACCUGUAUACCACCUACAUCAUAAUGGACCAGUGGGCUCUGGGGCCAGUGGUCUGUGACUUGUGGCUUGCAAUAGACUACGUGGCCAGUAACGCCUCAGUCAUGAAUCUGCUUGUUAUCAGCUUUGACAGGUAUUUCUCUGUGACCAGACCUUUGACCUACCGGGCCAAGCGUACAACCAAGCGGGCCAUGACCAUGAUUGGAUUAGCCUGGUCCAUCUCUUUUAUUCUCUGGGCACCAGCCAUCCUGUUCUGGCAGUAUAUUGUGGGUGAGCGGACAGUCCAGCCUAAUGAGUGCUACAUCCAGUUCCUGUCCGAACCCAUCAUUACAUUCUGCACUGCUAUUGCUGCAUUCUAUUUGCCAGUAACCAUUAUGGCAAUUUUGUUUUGGAAGAUCUAUCAGGAGACAGAGAAGCGUGCUAAAGAUAUACAAUGUCUCAAGGGAUCUGGGUCAGGCAACAGCCCAAGCCUGGCUCAGAAUCAAGGAAGUGGUAGUGGAAGAGCUGGUGGACUAGGAGUGAGUAACAGCCAGAAGGAUUCGUCAGCUAUGCAACGCCAAAUGAGCUCCCAAAGCUGCAGCAGCUGUGAACUAAAUCAGGUGGCUUCAGAGAAGAACAACAAUGACAAUGCCAGCAUACCAGGAGGAAUGAGAAGCAGAGGGACGUGUGGCGGGUUCUACUUCCAGUUUUUAUCACUGUUGCCAUCCAAGAGGUCCAUCAAAAUGACAACUACAGUGAGCGAGGCAGAGCAGAGCAGCUGUGACAGCUUGAACAACAAUGAAGGUGGCGCCUUUGAGGACCAGUCAGGUUUAGAGGAGGAAGCUGACAGUUCAGGACCACCCAGCCCUCCUAUAGAUGAUAAGAAACUUAGAAAGGUGAAGAAAAACAAGGACAAGCAAACAUCAUCAUCCAACAAAAGUAGAAAAGGGUCACAGUCAAACCCUGUCACCUCAUCACUUGCUGACCAAUCAUCUGCAGCCAUCACUAUAAAAGAUGCGGCGAUGGCCAAACGCUUUGCCUCUAAGGCCAAGACAGAGAUCAACAAGCGCAAGAAUGAAAAAAAGGCCAAUGAGAAGAAAGCAGCACGGACACUGAGUGCCAUCCUGUUUGCCUUCAUUACAACGUGGUUACCAUACAACAUCAUGGUGCUGGUCAACACCUUCUGUCAGGACUGUAUUCCAGAAACUCUAUGGGCACUGGGCUACUGGUUGUGUUAUGUUAACAGCACAGUCAACCCCAUGUGCUAUGCCCUGUGUAACAAGACCUUCCGCAUGACUUUCAGGGAUAUUUUGAUGUGCCAGUGGAAUCAAAAGAAGAACAAGCCUCAUUUUCAUCAGCGGAAGGCUGUGGCUUUCAAGAAAAAAGACCAAAUGUAGAAUACAGUGGCAAAAUUAUUGGAAUGAUCUGUGUUUAAAGAUACAUUUGCUGAUCUACAUUUAGAGUUUGAAUGUGAGUGAAAGAGAGGAAAGAUCAUGAAAUGAAUUCUAUAUUCUAUAAAAAACAUUUAGCCUUACAGGAAGUUUUGCCAAGCAAGUAGAGAGGCCAAAGGCUAGUCUAUUUGUCUGUCCAUGAUAUAUUGACAGCUACUAGCCAUAUAUAGAAUCCUACACCAGGUUAGGUAGCUGUGGGAACCUUAUAUGUAUCUAUUUUUAACAUCUAAACAGCUUAAUAUUAUCAAGCCUAAUCAUCUGCCAGAAUUGUUUGUUUUUUUUGUGUGUGAAAGCCACAAGCUCACACAUCCUCUCUGAGAAAACAUGCAGCUACAGCAGGAGCACAGGUGCUGUGCCAGUUGACAAAAACUUUUACAAUACCACAAUUUUAAAACUGUCAAAACAAUGUGGCCUCUAGUCUGGCACCAGCAUAAAAGUUCAAGAUGUGAGCAGCCGGAUUAAAAAAGUGAUAUAAUAAUAGAUUGGGAGGAAGUCACAAUGCAUCAUUUCUAAUAUCUUUGCAUUGGUAAAAUCCAAAUUAUUCAUAUACAAUGAUUAGUAAAGGCCUUUCUUAUAUAGAAAUGUAAGCAUAACAUUUUAGAUUUAUAUUGAUUCCUCCUGUCUAAACUGUUUCUCCAGCUGCUUAAAGUCCAUAUGAAAUGAUAAUUGCAUUUUAACCUUUAAGAUUACAUCCUCAGUUGUAAACCUAACAAUUUAUGCCAAAAAAAUGAAAGAAGAAUCAAUUUCUUUGUAUUCUUAUAUCAAAAUGCAUUAAGUUUGUCUUCCUGUCGAACAAAAGAUUAUGUGUUCUUACAUAAGCGUGAACCAACCAAUUUCAACCAAUAAUAUCAUGACAAUGGGGCACACAGUAGUCUGGUAGAGUGUAUUGGCUAGUUCUUUCCACAGUGGGUGGCCCAGGUUUGAUUCCAGCCUUUGCUGCAUUUCGGAAGGCUGAUUAGGCCAUGCUGUUCACUGGGAACUCCCAAUCUGGCACAGCCUGCUAAUAGGACCGCCAUAACUGAAUGGCAGGGGCAAGUAACACACAGUCACUAUAAUUCACCGUGAUUCAAGUUCCUCCCUUGUGCCAUGUUUUGACAGGAAACACGUAAAUAUGUGGAAGCAAAUAACACUGUGCUUUCAUGUGGAAGAACCAAAGAAAUGAAAUCAAACUAUCUGUACCAUAUUAAAUUGCAUGGCAUCAUAUCACUUUGCAUCACAUUGAAUUGCGUUGAAUCACAGUGGGUUGAAUCAAAUCGUUGUGAAUCACACUGCAUUGCAAUGGGGUGAAUUUUAUCAUAUCACAUUAGUAGUAGCAGUUUCUUUAUAUGUAUCUUUAAUGUAUCAGAUAAUUGGCAAUGCAUCAAGAACCAUAUCACACUGGCCUGAGUGAUGCACAUACCUACCAAUUACUGAUUAGCCUUGAAAAAUAGCAAAAUUAUCAGUACGUAUUUUGUUUUUUUUACAUUUUCCUGGGUGUAAUGAAUCCAUGCAAGCCUUGUAGAGUGAUUAGCUUGGCUUUAUAUUUAUUUUCAGUUACAAAUUUAAGCAUAGAUGUAUGUAAUUAUUUUCUGCUCUAUAGAAUAGAAUAGAAUAGAAUAAUGCAAUUGUAAUUUAGUGUAGUUAAGCAAGUACACUUCUUGAAUCCCUUGUGGGAUUAUGUGUCAAAAUAAAAGCAACCCAACUUUUGUUGGUUUUUAAUACAGUUGAGAGCUUAGUUUAUGCAUGGCAGUUUUGGUUUUCAAUGUUACUUUUUUUUUUAUUUUAAAGAUUUUAAGUAGGGUAUUUUCUGCAUUUAGUCAAAAUAAAUAAGAAAAGAAAAAAGACUUCUGAAAACAAUGUGUGCCAAGAGUUCCCAGUAAAAAAGCAUUACCACUUAACACUUUUGGUAAUGGCAUUGUAAUUAGUGAACUAGGCAUAACUUUAUUUUUUAUACAAAUACAUUGUAUAUUAUUUAAUGCUGACUAAAUCAAAUCGAUUUCCAGUUUACUAUCUAUUGAAACUUCUGAAAUAACAAGUAAACAUUAUCCAGCUUUUAUUAGUUUCUUAAUUUUCAUUCUGUGUGUCCAUGAACAGCACAACCAGAAAUACUAUGAGUCUGCAUUUUGGCCUUUUUAUGAACACAGUUUGUUAUUCUGGUUUGUGCAGUUUAUUUUGUUAUAUAUAUUUUUUUCCCUCCCUGUUUGCAUACUCAAAACUCUGUUCGACUUAAAAGGGACACAGUGUGCCCGUGUCCCUUUUUAAUAUCAGAGUGGUCAACUUUGAAAUGACUAUGACUAAACAUUAACAAAGGAAUUUAUAAAUAAGUUGUAUUCUGGUUGAGUUGUGUUCAGGGUGAGUGAUUUGACUAAAAAAGUAAAAACUGUAUGCUUUUCUACAAACCCAUGAACAUGCUGUGCUGUCUCUCUGUGUAUCCAGUAAUAACUGUUUAAAAAAAGCCCUGUAUGUUUGAUUUUACAGUAGUUAGUUGAAUUGAUGAAAGAGAUACUGCAAUAGUACAGAAGUAUAUUGCAUUACUUAAAAAAAAAAAAAAAAUCUACUCUGUUUUUCUGAAUUAAGAACUUAUUAACUCGUAACUCAUGUGUCAGCUGAAAACAGACAUUAGCUGUGGGUUCAUGAAGCCUAAUGUUACUCUACACAUCUGUGGUUUAUCAGUGAAAGCAGUUUUUCCUUGCCCCUGUCGCCAAGUGCUUGCUCAUGGUGGUACUGUUGGGUAUCUGUAAAUAAUGUUAUAAGGAGUUCGGUCUAGACCUGCUUUAUUUGAAAAGUGUCCUGAGAUAACUUCUGUUAUGAAUUGGCGCUAUACAAAUAAAAUGUAGUUGAAUUAAAUUGAAUUGAAGUGUAAGGAUUUGUAGACUUGAGUCUCUGCUGACAAUGAUAGACUGACAGAUAGAUCCAUGUGUCUCCUCUAUGAAAUGUCUGUAUCCUCACUGCAAUGCAUUAUUAUAAACUUUGAUCAACUGGUGUGGGAUUUACACAGAUUUUUUUUUUUUUAUUGUCACUAACUUCUCUCAUAAACCACAGAAGUGUAGAGCAACAUUAGGCUUCAUGAGCCCAUAGUCGAGUGCCUGUUCAUGUAUCAUUGGCACGGACGAACACCUCUCUCCCUUUUCUGGUUCUCCAGCGGGGUAUCAGUGUUUGAAGGAUAGGCAACACAGAGACCUGCAUGGGCCCGCUGGAGCUUGCAGGUAGCAGAACAUAGGAUUUUGGUUAGGCUCAGGGGCAUGGAGAGUGUGCUGGAGGUAUCUUGUUAAUUCAGGGGGAAAAAAUUUUAUUAUAAGACAACACGACGUUAAUUUAGAUUUUUUUUUUUUUACAGUGAAUACAAUAUGUAUGUAUGUAUGUGCAAUAGAAACCGCAAGGUUUCCUGCUUAAACACAUGUUUAAUUUAGCACUCUCUUACACACUUACUAACUGGACCCAACUGUUGCCAGAUGAAAUGGGGCUAUCCUUUCAAUAAAUUAAAAUCAAACACUACAGAACACAGCAUCGUUUCUGAUCCGCCUAUGCUGUUUUCCACUUACAAUAUGAGUAUAUUUUUUAAAGAGUCACUGUUCAAUUCAAUUCAGUUCAAUUCAAUUUUAUUUGUGUAGCGCCAAUUCAUAACAGAAGUUAUCUCAGGAUGCUUUUCAAAUAGAGCAGGUCUAGACAGAUCUCCUUAUAACAUUAUUAUCUGAAAUAAUAUAUAUAUAGUUUUGAAAUACUCUGCACUUGCGUGUUAACUAAUGUGUAAAGGUUCCCUGUGGAGUUUUAGACCCUAGUAACUCAAAAUAUUAGAUGAAUGAGUCCCAUUUAUUUCGCUCAUGCGCGCAAGGACGCAAAUGCAGGUGACACAGUUUUCCUUAUGGUGUUGCACUAUCCAACUAACAGGUGGCGGGAACAUGUCAAGAUAUGCUGCAAUGCACCAGCAAAGACAGCAAUGAAGAUGGCUUGCUAGUAAACAUGGAUGCACAAUUUAGGAUAUAAAAUACUAUAAAAAGUAUUUUAUAUUCUAUAUAUUUAGUACAUUUUGCAAAGAGUUUGUUAGAGCUCAAGGACACACAAUGCAUUUUGGUGAGUAACACUGAAUGCAAACAUUGCACCACAGUACAUGUGUCCACUUCAACUCUGUACACAAAAUGUUUUGCAUUGAUGUUAGACAUGUUUAUAUGCGUUCAAGAGCAAUAAAAUGAAAUAACAUUUUAACAUAUUAA